GCAAUAAAGAUCUUUGUAAUCUUCUCUGUUCCAAAGCUUCGCGAUCGAUCUUCAGUGAUCAUCAAAUCGUAACCAGUAAAAAAUCGAUCAUGUCGAUGCUCGAUUCCUUCUUCAAUAAGGGUUUCAAAGCUGCAAAAUGCAAAACCUUGCUCAAGUUAACGAUCCCUAGGAUUAAGCUAAUCAGGAAUAGAAGAGAAGCACAGAUUAAACAAAUGCGUCGUGAAAUUGCAAAGCUUCUCGAGACUGGUCAAGAAGCUACUGCUCGAAUUCGGGUUGAGCAUAUUAUAAGGGAAGAGAAGAUGAUGGCUGCUCAAGAGAUCCUUGAGCUCUUCUGUGAACUCAUUGCUGUUCGUCUUCCGAUUAUUGAGGCACAAAGGGAAUGUCCUUUGGAUCUAAAAGAAGCGAUAUCAAGUGUAUGUUUUGCUGCGCCGAGGUGCUCUGACUUGACAGAGCUGCAGCAGGUUCAGAUACUGUUUGUAUCUAAGUAUGGAAAGGAAUUUGUUGCAGCUGCAUCUGAGCUCAAGCCGGAUUCUGGUGUCAAUCGUAAGACUGAAUCGCUGAUAUUCAUUGCAUGGUUCAGUCUAGUAGAAACAAGAGAUUUGUUCAUGUUUUUGUAUUUUUCCAAUUCAAUUUUACAGUUGGUGGAGUUGCUGUCUGUACGUGCACCUUCUCCAGAAACUAAACUGAAACUUCUCAAGGAAAUUGCAGAAGAACAUGAACUUGAUUGGGACCCUGCUUCUACAGAAACUGAUCUCUUCAAAUCUCAUGAAGAUCUCCUUGAUGGACCAAAACAAUUUGGUGGGGGAUCUAAGCUGCCGUUACCAGAGGAACAAAAUGAAAAGACAAAUUUAACAUCUCUUUCAGCGGCAAAGGAGAAAUCUGAUUCUGACUCAGAGUAUGAUAUAUUGGACUUUCCCGAGGUUCCAAAUGUCUUGCUGCGACCAACUCCUGGUGCUACCUCUGUAAAUGCACCGGAUGCAGCGAAAUCAGCCAGUUAUGAACAUACCUCUCACGACUUGCCCUUUGAUUCAGAGAAUGCAGGAGUCGAAAAAACGGCUUCCAAAAGAGAUGAACAUCCUGCAAAAGCAAGCAAAACUGUCGUGGAAGGCCAACAAUCUUCACCCAUUCUGAUGGAAUCUUUCGAAAAGAAGAAUUACUCUCCGCCAUCCAUUGAUGCAGUAGGGCCCAUCCCUACAAAAGAGAGUGGUGCUUCCAGAGAUACUCCAAGGAAAAUAUCCGAUGGAGACUUGCAGGAUGUCUUAAUGGCUGCUCAAGCUGCUGCUGACUCAGCAGAACGUGCAGCAUCAGCUGCCCGCUCAGCUGCAAGCCUGGCACAACUCAGAAUCAACGAGCUUACCAGGAAGACUUCUGAUCAGUAUCCAGAAAGUCCGUCUGAGAACCCUUUCCAUGCUCCCUCAAUGGGAAACCUUCAAUUUGAUCAUCAGAAUUCUUCGGCCAGCAGUAGCGGAGAUCUUACAGAGCUCCAGAGAGCAGAAACUUCGUCACUUUUCAACUCUGAGCAGAACAACCAACAGCCACAGACACACUCUUCAAUGGAAAAACCGCAGUUUGAUCGUCAGAACUCAUCAUUCAGUAGCUAUGGCGAUCUUACCCCACAGAGAUUCCAUUCAAUGGAAAAACCACAGUUUGAUCAUCAGAACUCAUCAGGCAGCAACUAUGACGAUCUUACACCACAGAGAUUCUCGUCAUUGGAGAAACCGCAGUUUGAUCAUCAGAACUCAUCAGGCAGCAACUAUGACGAUCUUACACCACAUAGAUUCCCGUCAAUGGAGAAACCGCAGUUUGAUCAUCAGAACUCAUCAGUCAGCAGCUAUGGCGAUCUGCCAGAGCUCCAAAGGCCAGAGACUUCACCACUUGACAGACUCAGCCCUGACCAGGACCAUCAGCAAAUGAGACUGCCUUCAAUGGAAGAUGAUCCCUAUUACUCAUACCCUAAUCUCUUCACAUCGCAGAAGCAUGAUCCCUCAUCUGGCUCUCAUUCGUUCUCAGACAAUACAAGACCCGCCCAUGAUUCGUGAUUCUUACCUGCAUAUGUUAUAAUGCAAGCUUGGUGUUUUUCAGUGUGUUUCACUUGUGCUGUUCCUUCUCUUGCGGAACAAAGAGCUCAAAAUGUUUUUUGGAAUAGCCUUUUCUUCCUCUUUAUCCAGUGGAAGACAUAUGUAAUGUAUAGAACUUGGUGUUUGUGAUUAUGUUUAAUUUAAAGGCCUUGGUUUUCACAAGAAAUGAAUGAAGAAUGCUGAUAGAUGGAAUAAGAUUUGAUUAGAGACUACA
This is a messenger RNA of Arabidopsis thaliana (thale cress), 2292 nucleotides long. Its product is annotated as Regulator of Vps4 activity in the MVB pathway protein. Gene Ontology annotation, biological process: protein transport. The coding region runs from base 90 to 2039 and encodes 649 amino acids. The record is from RefSeq and is marked reviewed. The transcript is spliced from 6 exons. NCBI's taxonomy places the organism in Eukaryota, Viridiplantae, Streptophyta, Magnoliopsida, Brassicales, Brassicaceae.